AUGGACCAUGUGAAGUGGUUGACUGAAGGAGAUCCAGUGACUCUGAUCUGUGAGGUUUACGGCUCCUCUACAGGCUGGACAUUCAGCUGGUUCACUCUAACUGUUUCAUCAGACAGCAGUGAUAAUUAUAAGCUGCUCUCAGACAGCAGCAGAGGAGCUGGAGGAAACUACACUGUCAGUUCUGCUGCUCUAAAACACACAGGAGUUUAUGUGUGCAGAGCAGAGAGAGAGAAAACAGCCUAUAACACAACCUACAGUAACAAACAACCACUAUGGGUCACUGGUGUUUCUCCUCCAGUGUCUCUGAUCAUCAGUCCCAGCAGAACUCAACACUUCACAUCUGUCUCUCUCUCUCUGAGCUGUGAGGACCAGAGUAACUCUGAUAGAUGGACAGUGAGAAGAUACACAGACAGUGAACAGCUGGAAGGUUGUUCAUCAUCAGUGUGGGGAUCACAAACAGGAUCUAAAUGUACAAUCAGCUCCACCAUCACAUCAGACACUGGAGUGUACUGGUGUCACUCUGAAUCUGGAGAGAACAGUCAUCCUGUUAAUAUCACUGUACACUCAGCCUCAGGAUCUGAUGGUUUCAAUCUCAUGAUAAUUGGAGUGACUGCAGGACUGACUGUCACAUUUUUGAUCAUUGUCUUCUUGGUCCUGCUGUGGCGCUACAGAAACAACAAAGGAGGAAGAUCUCAGUCUCCCUCUAGUGUCAGUCAACAGCAGAACAGCAGUCAGACAUCAGAGCAGAACCAGAGUGAAACAGGAAACAACACACUGCUGUCUGGAACUGCUCAUAUUUAUGACACUGUUGAUGCAACAAAUAAUAAAGACAUAAGCACAGUCACCUAUGCUGAGAUUGAACUCAAAUCUACAGAGAAACAGAAGAAAAAAGGAGAAAACAAAGGGAAAACCAGUGAAAGUUCUGACACUGUUUACUCUAAACUGAAUCUGGUGACACAUCAAGAUGCUGGAUCUAAUGAUGUGACGUAUGCUCAGGUUAAAAAGACGCCUAGAGGAGAAACGUUAAAAUGACAUGAUAAUGCUGAUGAGUUUACUGUAUGUUGAGAAGGGCUGGAGAAUGAGCAGGAUCAUCAAUGCUUUAACAUCUUUAUGAUACUGAACACUUGAUGGCAACAGAUUUAUCAGUACUUACUAUUAGUGACGCAAACCUUCAUGUGUUUCAAUGAGGCAUGUUGAUCUUUGAAAAUCAAUGAGCAAGGUAGAUGAUCUUUUAGUGCUGCACAGUGUUUAUUCUUAUUGGUUGAUGCCUUGUUACACUAAAGGAGACAAAAUUUUCAGCUUAAGGCUGAAUAUUAAUUUUAAUUCAUUUUUCCUGAAUGUUGUUAAGUGACCAAGUUUGCUUUUGUGUGUGUGUGUGUAUGUGUGUGUAUGUCAUCUUGAUUUAAAAUGUAUUUGUAACAUGGUAAUAGACAACCUGGAAAUACCAGGCAAUUUUAAAAUUGUGACUUCCAGGUCUGGAAGAGUUUUCUUUAAAGUAAAUGUAUAUAAUGAAUAUAAUUUUUUUCUAGCUAUGCUCAACUGUAAAAUGUUUAAUUGUCUAGAAAUAGCUCUUUGUUUGAGCAGUCUUCUGAUUUUAAAAAUCCUAAUUUGGCAAUAACAACUCAUUAAAAAACAAUGGAAAAGCCAUUUCAGAAUACAAUUAUACGCUCUAAUUUAGUAAUUUUACUGUAGUUUGAAAUAUAUUUAUAUUUUUAUCUUCAAUGAGAAAUAGUAAUAAAUAUUCAUAAUUAUGUAUGUUAUUUCAGAUAGGGUGCAGCAUAGGCAUGAUCAGUUUGAUCAUCAGAGAAACAAUGCUAUACACACAUUAGUUUUUACCAUUGAACAAGAUAAAACAGGAAAUUUUAACAUUUCAAAAAACAAAUUUUCUUUAUAGAAAUGACUUCCAUAUUUGUAUAAUGUCUUGAGAGUAUUAACCAAUCAAUAAGAAAUUUUCAGUUUUAGCUUGCAGAUGAGUUUAGAUCUAGAUUGUUCUGUAUUCUUAAAGGUUACAUCAGGUUACAAAGCCUUUUAACUGUUGUGAAAGUUUCAAUUUAUCUUGUGUUUAUGUGUAUGAAUACCCCUAUGUGAGUGUGAUCUUUAGAUUUUAAAAACUGCUUAUUCAGUAACAACAAAUAACUUAUGGAAACCCAUUAAUUGGUCAAAAGUAUUUGACUUCUGUUGUAGUUUGCUUGUUGUUCUUAGUUAGAAAUGAAAAUAAUUGUUCACAAUUAUAAUUACAAACUGUUGCUUUGCUGUAAUAUACUUCUUGUUUAUACAUUUUUUGCAAUAAAAUAAGAUCUAACUGCUACAAAGCUAGUAUGUAGCUAGUAUGUGGGAGCAA
This is a messenger RNA of Labeo rohita (rohu), 2341 nucleotides long. RefSeq lists its product as uncharacterized. NCBI's taxonomy places the organism in Eukaryota, Metazoa, Chordata, Actinopteri, Cypriniformes, Cyprinidae. Gene Ontology annotation, molecular function: transmembrane signaling receptor activity. Gene Ontology annotation, biological process: cell surface receptor signaling pathway. The transcript is spliced from 10 exons. The coding region runs from base 1 to 1032 and encodes 343 amino acids. The record is from RefSeq and is a predicted model, not a curated record.